ACUCGAUUCGUCAUUAGAAUGGGCAAUUGCUGUGGUUUACUGAGACAGCCUGCAGAGCCCGACGAGUUAAACCCUCUGUUGCGAAACGAAAAUGUGCCUAUAAACCCUCCAAGCGCCGCAGAGGAUAAUAAUGUUUUGAGAUCACAAGAGCGUGAAUGGGAAGAAGUCAUCAAUCAUGCUGCAGACAAAUUCAUUGAUAUAUUCUCCAUGAGACUGAGAAAAGACACACCAGGAAAACCACAGGACUCGACAAUGUUUUAUGAAGGAAUUGUGGAACAGUUAACACCAAUCACAACGUCGGUGCUGUCUGAGGGGAAAGAACCUACAAGUGAUGAAGCGGCAUUUUUGGAAAACUGUUUAAGCCGAUUAAUCAAACAAGUGGAAGCCGUACAAUUAGAUACAAAAGAUCUAAAAGGCAAAGUGAUUGCCCGGUUGGAAGAGUAAGAAACCCGCGUUCUUUUCAGAAAGUUUUUGUUGCCGAAGUUCUGUAUCAACGCGGAUGAAACGCUUUCUUUCUUUCUUUUUAUCAUGUCUAUAGCCAACAAUCGUCGACAUUCGACUACUAUCCCUAAUUUACACACACGCACACACUCUAUCGCUCUCCCCUGGAACAGAGCACCCACUUGGUACGUUGUCGUUCACGCCAAUAUUCUAUUUUUCUUCUUUCAACUUUCAAUUAUUUUUGGAUCAGUUUUCCGGCUGUAAUCAGCAUACCGGGAUUAAAGUACAAAUGUUUUGGACACGAUGGGCACUGAGCCUAUACCUCAUCGAAUGAAGUAGAAGUCUUCUUCGAAAUGAAGUUCUUAUACACAAACAGGGCGACCAUGGGCACCAGGACAAUGGCGACUAUGAGACCAAUACUGUUCAAUUAGCAUGGGAACCACACCAAAAUUACAUACGGGGGAGGACUGUUUUUAACAGCACGGUCCUUCUUCAGAGAUGCCAACUCAAGUUCCGUGCCUGGCUUGAGAUCACCGACAUACAAUUCUUCCAGCAACUCAUCAGCAGCUGUGGAAUGGCCAACAUCCUUGUAGGCUUUGGUGCCGUCCUGACCUAAAAGUCGUGUUAGUAAGACUGUGUCACGGAUACAGCGAGCAAGGAACGUGGACUUGUACACUAGUUAUCCAGAGGCACAAAAGAGCUGCAGAUUUCGUUUAUUCAAACCAAGCAGCUCCUAAGUCCACUCCAUCCAGUCUCGUCACUUUGUUCGUCUCAACUCACCAGCAUAGUCCAGCAGGAUCUCGACACCGCCGGGAUGCUCAUCACCGAAAGUCGAAAUGUCAUAAACUUUGCCGUUGAUGACCAUCCACAGGUCCUUUUCGCUGUUGUGCGCAGCAAUUUCUUCAGGUGUAAUAUACUUGACCAUCGCUAUGGUUUUUGGAAAGACAAGGUUCUGGGUGGCAGGCAGCUCAGCAUAAUCGAUGAUUUCACACUCACCCGUUCAGCCAAAC
Messenger RNA from Schizosaccharomyces japonicus yFS275, 1451 nucleotides. RefSeq lists its product as hypothetical. The coding region runs from base 19 to 444 and encodes 141 amino acids. The transcript has 5 exons. The record is from RefSeq and is a predicted model, not a curated record. Lineage: Eukaryota; Fungi; Ascomycota; Schizosaccharomycetes; Schizosaccharomycetales; Schizosaccharomycetaceae. Gene Ontology annotation, cellular component: fungal-type vacuole membrane; Ragulator complex.